UUGUCCCUCCCACUCCCGCUUGCCCUGUUCCGCUUCCGGUCGUCUAGGCGCUGGCUCCGGAAGGUUGUUGUGGUGGUCGCGAUGGGGAAGUCAGAUUUCCUCACCCCGAAGGCUAUCGCCAACAGGAUCAAGUCCAAGGGGCUUCAGAAGCUGCGCUGGUAUUGCCAGAUGUGCCAGAAGCAGUGCCGGGACGAGAAUGGCUUUAAGUGUCAUUGUAUGUCUGAAUCUCAUCAGAGACAGCUGUUGCUGGCUUCAGAAAAUCCUCAGCAGUUUAUGGAUUAUUUUUCCGAGGAAUUCCGAAAUGACUUCCUAGAACUUCUCAGGAGACGCUUUGGCACCAAGAGGGUUCACAACAACAUUGUUUACAAUGAGUACAUUAGCCACCGGGAGCACAUCCACAUGAACGCCACACAGUGGGAGACACUGACAGAUUUUACCAAGUGGCUGGGCAGAGAAGGUUUGUGCAAAGUGGAUGAGACACCAAAAGGCUGGUAUAUUCAGUAUAUAGAUAGGGACCCUGAAACAAUCCGCCGGCAGCUGGAACUAGAGAAAAAGAAGAAGCAGGACCUCGAUGAUGAAGAAAAAACCGCCAAAUUUAUUCAAGAACAAGUGAGAAGAGGUCUGGAAGGAAAAGAGCAGGAAGUCCCUGUUUUUACGGAAUUAAGCAGAGAAAAUGACGAAGAAAAAGUUACAUUUAAUCUGAAUAAAGGAGCCUGUAGUUCAGGAGCAGCAUCUUCCAAAUCAAGUUCUUUGGGACCCAGUGCCCUGAAAACGAUUGGGACCACAGCAUCAGUGAAGCGGAAGGAGUCCUCCCAGAGCUCGGCUCCGUCAAAGGAGAAGAAGAAGAAGUCUGCCCUCGAUGAAAUCAUGGAGAUUGAAGAGGAGAAGAAAAGAACUGCACGGACAGAUUACUGGCUGCAGCCUGAAAUCAUAGUGAAAAUUAUAACCAAAAAACUUGGAGAGAAGUAUCAUAAGAAGAAGGGGAUUGUAAAGGAAGUAAUUGACAAAUACACAGCUGUGGUAAAGAUGAUUGACUCUGGAGACAAGCUGAAACUUGACCAGACUCAUUUAGAGACAGUCAUUCCAGCACCAGGAAAAAGAAUCCUCGUUUUAAAUGGAGGCUACAGAGGAAAUGAAGGCACCCUAGAAUCCAUCAAUGAGAAGACUUUUUCUGCUACUAUAGUCAUUGAAACUGGCCCUUUAAAAGGACGCAGAGUUGAAGGAAUUCAAUACGAAGACAUUUCUAAACUUGCCUGAGUUUGAAAAUUUGUUAGCAUCACAUUAAAAUCUUAAAGCAUCAAAUUGGUGUUCACCAAGACAUUACAAGACUCUACUGUGUUAGGGUGUUUCUUUUGUAUAAAACAAAUGGAUUUAUUUAAAUAUUACUGUAGUUGUUUAGUCUAACUUAUAGAAAAAUUGAAUUAUGUCUCGUGAAGUAUCAGAAUUAUGUAAUUAUGUCCUUGUUGUUUUUGUUGCCUUUGUAAUACUUCCUUGAUUUUUUAAUCUACAUUAAAAGAAUAUUAUUGUAAAGUGUUGUAUAUAGGACAAUGUAGAACUAUUGUAGAGCAAAUCUUUCAUAUACUCUAAAUUUAUAUUUUCAUCAGUAAAGUAGUAAAGUUGGAUGUAAUAUAAUUACAUUUUUAAGAGUCAAACUAUAAAUAGAAUAGCUUUAUUGAGAUGUAAUCCACACACCAUACAAUUUCACCCAUUUUAAGUGGACAUUUCAGUGGUUUUUAGAAUAUUUACAAAGUUGUUUGAAAAUCACCAUUGUCUAAUUUGAGAAUUUUCAUCUCCCCAAAAGUAACCCUGGAUCUAUAGUCACUCCAGACUACUGGCAACUACUAAUCUGCUUUCCAUCUCUGUGAAUUUGCCUGUCGUGGACAUUUCAUAGAAGUGGAAUCAUACGGUAUAUGGUCUUUUAUGACCAGCUUCUUACACAAAGCAUAGUGUUUUCAAGGGUUAUCCAUGUUGUAGCAUAGGUUACUACCUCAUUUUCAUUCAACGGUAAUCUUUUGUAUGGAUAUAUAACGCAUUUUUUAAAAACUAUUCAUGAGUUGAUGGAAUUGGAUUGCUUCACUUUGAGGCUAUGAUGAAUAAUGCUGCUGUGAGCAUGCAUGCACAAGACUUUUUGUGGUCAUGCAUUUUCAGAUCCUGGGGCACAGUAACUCACUCAUGUUAUACCGUGUCUAACAUUUGAAGAGCCAUUUCCAUAAGGAAUGGCUCUCCCUGAUUGUGGUGCAGAAAUAAAACAUGAUGCUUUCCACAGGCCUCCCCCAAAUCUGUAACUUUGGAAUCAACUCAGUAGUUUUCUUCACAGAAAAAAGUUUCAUCCCUACCUCUCACAUUCUUUUCUCCAACAUCUUCCUGAAAUUAUCGCAAAAUAAAGUAGCAUUAUUGAGGUUAGGUUUAAUUUUUAAAAAAUCAAGCAUAAAAAUAUGAUUCUAUACUAUAGAAUUGUUUUCCCUAUAAGGUUUUAGAGGCCAAUAUGGUUAUAUUAAGCAGAGUUAACUGCAGACACCUAAAAUCAAGUCUUAUAUUGACCUUUUUUCUUUCUUUUUUUUCUUUGGCUGCACCAGACAGCUUGCAAAAUCUUAGUUCCCCGACCAGAAAUCAAACCCUAGCCCCAUGCAGUGGAAGUACAGAGUUCUGACCACUGGACCACCAGGGAAUUCCCUGACUUUUCUUUUUAAAACAUUGUAAGCUAUUAUUCUUUUUAAAAAACAGACUUUAUUUUUUAGAGCAGUUUCAGGUUUGCAGCAGAAUUGAUGAACCUCCACUGACCGGUCAUCGUCACUGAAAGUCCAUGGUUUCCAUUAGGGUUCCCUCUUGGUGUUGAACAUUCUGUCGGCUUGGACAAGUUUAUGAUGACAUUUAUCCACCACUAUGGGAUCGUACGAAAUGGUUUCAUUGUCUAAAAAUCCACCUCCUCGUUUCCCUCCCACCCCUCCCUCCACAUCAGUCACUGAUCUUUUUACUGUCUGCAUGGUUUUGACCUCUCCAAAAUGCUGUGGUUGGGCUCAUACAGUGUGUGAGCCUUUGCAGACUGGCUUCUUUUACUUAGUAAUAUGUGUUUAAGUUUCCUCUAUGCAUCUUCUCACAACACGACGGCUCAUUUCUUUUUAGUGCUGAAUAAUAUCACAUUAUCUGGAUGCACCACAGUUUACUUAGCCAUUCAUUUACUUAGCCUGAAGGACAUCUGGGUUGCUUCCAAGUUUUGUCAACUAUGAAUAAAGAUGCUGUAAACUUC
Molecule: messenger RNA, 3247 nt
Organism: Bubalus bubalis (water buffalo)
Lineage: Eukaryota; Metazoa; Chordata; Mammalia; Artiodactyla; Bovidae
Gene: KIN
Product: Kin17 DNA and RNA binding protein
Exons: 13
Coding region: 82-1257 (391 amino acids)
Biological process (GO): DNA damage response; DNA replication
Cellular component (GO): nucleus
Molecular function (GO): double-stranded DNA binding
Source: RefSeq, a predicted model, not a curated record